This is a messenger RNA of Pelobates fuscus (common spadefoot toad), 3252 nucleotides long. RefSeq names its product leucine rich repeats and calponin homology domain containing 2 (gene LRCH2). The coding region runs from base 64 to 2406 and encodes 780 amino acids. NCBI's taxonomy places the organism in Eukaryota, Metazoa, Chordata, Amphibia, Anura, Pelobatidae. Gene Ontology annotation, molecular function: protein binding. The record is from RefSeq and is a predicted model, not a curated record. The transcript has 22 exons.
CCUGCGCACUGCGCGCCGCACUUGCUAACGGUGUCAUUCUAGCAGGGCUAUUCCUCAGCAGAAAUGGCGGCCAAUGUGACGGUGGCCGGAGGAGGAGGCGGCGGCUGUCUGGGUCCCGGCGGCGGUGGUUCUGCAGGAGGAGGUGGAGGCUGUAAUAUUGGAGGGGGCCCCGGUGCGGCCGGCUAUUAUCCUUCCUCGGUGUCCCUGCACCCCUGCUUCCCCAGCGGACCCCACUGGAUGACGGGAAACGUCCAGCAGCACACGGUGCGCAGCCUGGACCGGGCCUUGGAGGAGGCAGUGAGCUCAGGCAUCCUCAACCUGAGCGGCCGGAAGCUGAGGGACUUCCCUGGCAAUGGCUGUGACCUGACGGACACCACGCAAGCAGACCUCUCCAGAAACAGAUUCCCGGAGAUUCCAGCAGAUAUUUGCUUGUGUGCACCACUAGAAACCUUAAAUUUAUAUCACAACUGUAUCAAGUGCAUUCCAGAAACAAUUAGAAAUCUUCAGAUGCUGACAUAUCUAAAUAUCAGUCGGAAUCUUUUAUCAACGUUGCCAAAACAUCUAUUUGACUUGCCAUUGAAGGUUUUGGUCGUUAGUAAUAAUAAAUUGGUCUCUAUUCCAGAAGAAGUUGGAAAGUUAAAAGAUUUAAUGGAACUUGACAUUAGUUGUAACGAAAUACAAGUCCUUCCUCAGCAAGUCGGAAAACUGCAUUCACUUAGAGAAUUAAAUCUGAGGAGAAAUAACCUCCAAGUCUUGCCGGAUGAAUUAUCAUCACUCCCCCUGGUAAAGUUGGAUUUUUCUUGUAAUAAAGUUACGGAAAUUCCAGUCAGUUACAGGAAACUACGCCACCUAGAAUUAAUAAUUUUGGAUAAUAAUCCAAUGCAGAGUCCUCCUGCACAAAUUUGCCUGAAAGGUAAAGUGCAUAUAUUUAAAUUUCUAAACAUCCAAGCUUGCUGUAGAUCAGAAAAGAAGCCAGAUUCUCUCGACUUACCUUCUUUAGUGAAAAGACUUCCUUCUCAGCCUCUCACAGACAGCAUGGAAGACUUUUAUCCAAAUAAAAAUCACGGCCCUGACUCUGGAAUUGGCAGUGAUAAUGGAGACAAACGUCUAUCAACCACUGAGCCAUCAGAUGAUGAUACAAUUAGCCUUCACUCUCAGGUAUCUGAAUCAACAAGAGACCAGGCACUGAAAAACGACAAUCAAUUAUUGGGAUGCAAACUUGAUUCUCAGAAAGGGCUUGAUCAAGAGAUAUAUGACUAUGAUCCAGGUGAAGAAGAUACUGACAAUGGUGAUGUGCAGCUUAGCAGUCCUUUUGUCUCUUAUAUUAAGGAACGAGGGAAACUAAGUGACAGAGUUGAAGAGAGUGAAGAAUGGGAUGAAGAGAAGAGGCUUCAGAAGGAGCAGCUUUUGGUAGAAGAGGAGGAAGAUGAUGAGUUGAAGGAAGUAACUGACCUGCGGAAGAUUGCAGCACAAUUAUUGCAACAGGAAAAGCACAACAGACGAAGACCAUUAAGUUAUAGAACAUCAUUCAGUGAAAAACUAUUCCAGAGGACACGAGCAGCUGGACGGGCAACCAGAUUUCUAAACCACACUACUUCAGGGAACACAAGAGAUCGUCCUAAGCAAAGCAGAGGAUCAGAAAAAUGCACCCCUACAGGUGAUAAUUCACAGUUAUCACAAUGCAGUUGGCAGGGGUCUGAUAAAGAUUGUGGUGAUGAACAAAGUUGGGCAGAAGCAGAGUCUGCAAUAUGGCAUUCAGAAGAAAGGAGACGAUCGAAGCAGACGCGUAAGGAGUAUUUCAAGUACAAGUCAUCCCGUAAAUCUUCAAGUGGAAAUGAAAAUGACGAGCCAAACAGUGAUAGUGCAACUGUAUCACCCUCAUCUCCUGUGUCAUCCGAGGAUUGUGAAAGAUCUCACAGUAGUUCUCCUACUCCAUUUGGAUUAAAGCCAAGAUCAGCUUUUAGUCGUUCAUCUCGUUCAGACUACGCGUCAUCCGAUCCAGGGUUCACAAUGAGAAGAAAAAUGGAACACCUGAGAGAAGAAAGAGAGCAGAUAAAACAACUGCGUAAUAAUCUUGAGUCCAGACUAAAGGUUAUAUUACCCGAUGAUAUUGGAGCAGCACUAAUGGAUGGAGUUGUUUUGUGCCACCUUGCCAACCAUAUACGACCCCGAUCUGUCGCCAGCAUUCAUGUUCCGUCACCAGCAGUGCCUAAACUCAGCAUGGCGAAAUGCAGAAGAAAUGUUGAGAAUUUCCUUGAGGCAUGUAAAAAACUUGGUGUUCCACAGGACAGACUUUGCUUGCCCCACCACAUCUUAGAAGAGCGGGGCUUGGUGAAAGUUGGAUUAACUGUUCAGGCACUCUUAGACCUGCCUUUACUAAAAGUGUCACAACUUUCGUCAGUGUAAAAUUCCAUGGGAACCUAAAAAAAGAGAGCACUGACCUUCUUGUUGCUAGUGUUCAAGCCUCAAGAGUAAAAUUGCGGAAGAUUAACCCACUGACACUGUUCUUCAGAUGUGAAAACGGAAAGGAUCCUGUUCACAACUAAUGAAACUUCACUAUUUUAGUGAAUUUCAGAGGGGGGAAAAGGCACAUUUUCACCAUUCCAGUUGUCGAAUUUUUAGGGAUAUAUUUUUGGUUUUGUAAUUGCUGUUUUAACUUUAUUUUUGCCUUUCUUUUGACACAUGGUAUAUAAUUUGCAUACAAUAGUCACUUUACGAAUUUUAGUUUACUCCUGUUCAUAGUGCACUGAGAUAUUAGUGCAAAUUAUACUCUAGACCAGUGCUUGUAGUUUUUAACCAGUGGAAUAAUUUGACAACAAUUAGUUUGAUGUAAUGAAUUAUUUAUUGCAGUUAUUGUAAUUUUAUAUAUUUUAGGCAUCUUGAGUAAUUUGUUUGGUGAAUUAGUGACUGCUACAACUCAGUGGCCUAAAUUAUUUUGAAAUUUGUAUAUAUAUUUGUAAUUUUUUUAAGUAUUAUUUUUCUAAGUCUGCGUUGGUGCCAAAAUAUUAUUUUUUUUUUUUUUUUGUAGACUGUUUACAUGUGAAGUGCCUGUGUAACUGAACUUUUAGAGUUUAAAUUGUUUCUGAAAACUAAACUGAGACUUCCAAAAAUCAGUUUUGUAAUGACAAGACAGUAACAGGGUUUCACAUUUUUUGUUUUUUUUUGUUUGUUGUUUAGUUUUUUUUAAGCAUUAUAUUUUACUUUUAGUUUUGUUUUAAAAUUGAAUAUCAUUUUGUAAAGUGAAUUUUAAAG